Molecule: messenger RNA, 1733 nt
Organism: Striga asiatica
Lineage: Eukaryota; Viridiplantae; Streptophyta; Magnoliopsida; Lamiales; Orobanchaceae
Source: the annotation of a GenBank genome assembly
CUGAAAAUUUCCACGAAGCUCUUAACUAAGGCAUUGCCCCCACAACACAAUAAAGUCCAUAAGCCCCAACUCACAUCUACAAAACAGAGGCAAAGUGUCAAACUCCACUUUGAAACUUUACAAGGGACCGAACAUAAUCGAAUAAAAUAUGACGAGAGAGUACGACAAUUGGGAGCGGCUCGUUCGAGCCGCCCUCCGUCGAGAGGAGCUCUGGCGGCUUUGCCACGACCACUCGAGGACUCCUAGCGGCGGCUCCACGUCAACAGCUUCACCUGGCUCAACCUCCCCUGCCCCCGAGACUCCACCGGGCCACCGAGCCCAAUCACUCCUGAGCGACCCAUUGGGCCGACCCGGCCCAAAGAAGGACGACAAGCAAAUAAUCAUGAUGAGGAGAAAGAAAUCGAUCAUCCGUUUGGACCGUUGGAUCUUGACACGUUGGCUUUCGGGCACUUUUACUAGUAGCAAGGUUGCGGAGGAAGUCCCGGACAGGCGCUAAAUCGAUUUUAGUACAUCUAUUAUGUGACUGAUUGAUAUUAUUAGCAGCUGCCUUGUCUUGUUAUGAGUCCAAAAGGCACAUUCAAUAUCUUAAUUUGAUGUGUGAUCGAGUAUGGGAAGGACUUACGACAACUGGGGAAGGUUAGUAGAGGUCGUUAUGCUUCGAGAAAAGCUUCGAAACCUUAGUUUAUCCGAAUCGAGGAGCCCAAGCACGCGAUCAUCGGAUUCAGAUUAUAGUUCUCUCUCGAGUUCUUAUUGGUUUGAUGAGAGCUCAUCCUAUAGAGCAACUCCAUCGCCUUUAAAAAGUAGCGGAAAACGAAAGGUGGCCUCAAAAAGAAGAGUUAAUGCUAUGUGGAAAGGCCUAUCGAUCUUUGGUGGUUUCUCUCACAAGAAGGAUAAUGAUAGAGAGGAAGGAGAACUCAAGUGGCUUGAAGUUCACAAAACAUUACACGGCCCUGAAAUCGCAAGAUUAUUACACUUAGUGAUAGACAUUGAUGAGGUGGAAGCUGUGCAGGAGGAUCCCACCUUUCUCUCAGAAUCGCUUAUGGCUUCAAAGCGGAUCUUGAAGGAGCUCAAGGAUCUUCAGAAGGAUCCUCCUACCUCUUGCAGCGCUGGUCCCGUGGCUGAGGACAUGUUCCAUUGGCAAGCUACAAUCAUGGGCCCUCCGGACAGUCCAUAUACUGGUGGAGUUUUCUUAGUCACCAUUCAUUUUCCUCCUGACUACCCGUUCAAGCCUCCUAAGGUUUCUUUCCGGACGAAAGUUUUCCACCCAAAUAUAAAUAGCAACGGAAGCAUAUGCCUCGACAUAUUGAAGGAACAAUGGAGCCCUGCCCUAACUAUUUCUAAGGUAUUGCUAUCCAUAUGCUCUUUGUUGACCGACCCAAACCCUGAUGACCCGUUGGUGCCCGAGAUAGCCCAUAUGUACAAAACCGACAAGACCAAGUACGAAACUACUGCAAGGAGCUGGACUCAGAAAUAUGCCAUGGGCUAGCUGUGUUUUAAUAAUGAACCGUGAUUUGGACCCUUUUCGAACAUUUCGGUUUUUAUCUUUUAUUUACUGAAUAGGCUAAUGCUUUGUUGAAGCUCUAUAUCUGGACUCAAGUAGUGGUCCAGGAUGCUGGCUUAAAGAAGAAAAAGAGCCAUUGCUUUCAACUGGUUUGUAUGUGUAGUUGAUAUUUGCUUGUGUUAUUUUAACAAUUAAUAUCCCCUGCUUGCUAUCAAGUUUAUUUUCUUUUUGA